ACAGAAAUGACAGUUUCGUUACAAUGUGUUACGUAAGAUCUCGGCAGCCGGAUGCACUUCUCGCGAUACUUGCCGGACUGUGUGUGAGUGAGUGUCAACAUCGGCCCGCAGCGCAGCGUCCUGAGUCAGGGGAGGAAUCGGGAUUGCCGUGUGAGAUGGGGGAUGACAGGCCUUUCGCUUGCACUGCCCCUGGCUGUGGGCAGCGGUUCACCAAUGAAGACCAUCUAUCGGUCCACAAACACAAACAUGAAAUGACUCUGAAGUUCGGUCCUGCACGGACGGACUCGGUCAUCAUCGCAGACCAGACCCCAACCCCCACCCGAUUCCUGAAGAACUGCGAGGAGGUGGGGCUGUUCAACGAGCUGGCCCACUCCUUCGAGCAGGAGUUUCGUAAAGCACAGGACGAUGACCACAGAACCAAGAACACGAAUGUCCCACUGCAGACACCGUCGGAGGUCAAGGGUGAGGUCCAGGGUCCGCUGCAGGUGGACUCGUCCCCUCCAGGGAGCCCCGACUCCACCUCCAGCAUGUCAGACGACAGCCGGGAACCCCCGGAGAUGGAGCCCCCAAAGCCUGCCCCCAGCUCUGCCCCCACCCCUACCAUCGUGCGCCCGGGUUCGCUGCCCCUCCACAUGGGGUUUGACUCACUGAACCCCACGCUCCCCUCCCCCACGUCGGUCAUCACGCAGACCCCGCCCUCCAACAGACAGCUGGGGUCCCCGACGGCCUCGUACCCGCUGGUCAUGCACCUCCCUAACGGCCAGACGCUGCCUCUGCUGCCCAGCCCGGUGCAGAUGACCUCCGUCAUAUCGCUGGCCCGGCCGCUGAACGCCGUGCCCAACGUUCCCGGGAUCCCCGGCCCCCCGGUGGGCGGGGCCAGCAGCGGCUCCUCCUCCCCGUCCGGGUACAGCAUGCACGCCGACGCCAAGAUGCGUCUGAAGGCGGCCCUCACCCAGCAGGGCCUGGUAGUACACAACGGCUCUGCCAGGGGGGGCCCGAGCGGGGGGGGCCCCAGCGGGUCCGCGGUCCCUCAGAGACCCGAGCAGAACCAGCAGCCCAUACAGCAGUCUGAUGCACUGUCGCCUGCUCAGCCCCAGGUACGCACACACCUGGUGUCGCCUGCCCCAGGUACGCACACACACCUGGUGUCGCCUGCCCCAGGUACGCACACACCUGGUGUCGCCUGCCCCAGGUACACACACACACCGGGUGUCGUACCCACACACCUGGUGUCGUACCCACACACCUGGUGUCGCCUGCCCCAGGUACACACACACCUGGUGUCGCCUGCCCCAGGUACGCACACACACCUGGUGUCGCCUGCCCCAGGUACGCACACACACCUGGUGUCGCCUGCUCCAGGUACGCACACACACCUGGUGUCGCCUGCUCAGGCACAGGUCCGCACACACGUAGUGUCGCACCCACACACCUGCUGUACCUGCUCAGCCCCCCCAGGUACACACACACACACACACACACGUACACACACACACACACACACACACACACACACACACACACACACACACACACACACACACACACACACACACACACGUACACACGUACACACGUCCCGGCACACACCUCUUGGGGAGACUAGCCCUAGUGGGCAGGCUGAUGGUUGAGACUCCAGGCAGUCGCUGGUCCCCCGAGCCGGCUGCUCUGCUCUGUUUGGGGGGGUCAUCACCUCCCCGGUGUUGUCAUGGUGACACCAGGACUCCGCCCCCGGCUCAGGGUCGUCUCAGAAAGAAGGAGUGAAGUAGAGGGCCUCGUGUUGGUAAUG
Messenger RNA from Gadus morhua (Atlantic cod), 1789 nucleotides. It is a transcript of the gene atf7b, whose product is annotated as activating transcription factor 7b. The transcript has 9 exons. Bases 24 to 1631 code for a protein of 535 amino acids. Gene Ontology annotation, molecular function: DNA binding; DNA-binding transcription factor activity. Gene Ontology annotation, biological process: regulation of DNA-templated transcription. Lineage: Eukaryota; Metazoa; Chordata; Actinopteri; Gadiformes; Gadidae. The record is from RefSeq and is a predicted model, not a curated record.